Messenger RNA from Salvia miltiorrhiza (redroot sage), 893 nucleotides. RefSeq names its product auxin-responsive protein SAUR68-like. Gene Ontology annotation, biological process: response to auxin. NCBI's taxonomy places the organism in Eukaryota, Viridiplantae, Streptophyta, Magnoliopsida, Lamiales, Lamiaceae. The record is from RefSeq and is a predicted model, not a curated record. The coding region runs from base 367 to 816 and encodes 149 amino acids. The transcript has a single exon.
GCCUGAACUUGCCCUGUCUUGGACCUGCCAAAUUUCCCCACUCAUUUAUGGAUAUUGCAUCCCAAUUCCAUCAAUGCAUCAUCCUCCACCAUGAAAAAGAUUCACCAUAUCCCAUCUUUCUCACUCUUGUGGCUCUCAGCAAUUCCUACAAUCUAACUAACAACUCUAAAAAAGUCUAAACCCUAGACAAAUCCUCCUCUUUUCCCCCAAAUCUCACAUGGCUUUGUAACCCUAAUCACCAGAAUUCAAAAACCUAAAAUUCAAUGCCUUGUCUGUAACUCCCCCAAUAUAUAAACCCCACCCAAUCACAUCCAAACACAGAACAACAAUAAUAAUCAACCAAUCAAUCAAAAAUUCAAGAUCAAGAUGAUCAACUCAAGAAAACUAAUCAAAAUGGCAAGGAAAUGGCAGAAAUUCGCAGAGCUAGGAAGAAAACGUAUCUCAUUCCCGGAGAAGAUCGACGGAGCCGGCACAAGCGAUCAAUCCUCGGAAGUGGCGGAGAAGGGGCAUUUCACGGUGUAUACGGCCGACGGAGUUCGAUUCUCGUUCCCGAUCGCUUACCUCAGCAGCCCUAUUUUCAUGGAACUGCUGAGAAUGUCUGAGGAAGAAUUUGGGCAUCCCAGCAACGGACCAAUCACAUUGCCCUGUGAUUCGCAAUUGCUGAGCUACGCCGCGUCUUUGAUGCGAAACAAGGCAGCUAAAGAUGUGGAGAAAGCUUUGUUGCUGUCCAUGGCGGAUUGUAAAUGCUCAUCGUCUCACUAUUUGCAUCAACGACGAGAGCAAACAAGCCAUCACAUUUUGUUAUCUUGUUGCUGAGAUAUGUAACAGUAACAUUUUUUUAGAGAUUUUCGAAUUCUUAUUCAUUAAAAUGAAGGAAUUUAGAAAUUACAAUC